Messenger RNA from Exophiala oligosperma, 1532 nucleotides. RefSeq lists its product as uncharacterized. The record is from RefSeq and is a predicted model, not a curated record. Gene Ontology annotation, cellular component: membrane. Lineage: Eukaryota; Fungi; Ascomycota; Eurotiomycetes; Chaetothyriales; Herpotrichiellaceae. The coding region runs from base 195 to 1298 and encodes 367 amino acids. The transcript is spliced from 2 exons.
CCCUGAGGUACCUUUCUACUCAUAUUCCAUGGGAUUUGUCUUUCAUACCUUGAGACCUUGUUGACUCUGGUGAUUUCCUCGCUCCUGCAUCUCUUUGCCUGUGUCUCUCAACACUUGAACUCAAAUCACUCCUUUUCACUGAUUGCAAGAUUCAAUCUUUACUCAGGUACAAGAACAUCUUCACGCGCUCCAAGAUGGCAUUACCUGUGGUGAGAAGUCUUGUGGAAUGUGCCGACUAUAGUAACACCCUCGCUCCGUAUACCUACCAACUACGGGCGCUACCCGAGGUGUUCGUUCAAGCCCUGACCAACGUUGCCGCACUGAAACAGCUGUAUCUCGACACGAACCCUCUUGUUUCAGCGAUUGCAUUCUCGGUUGCUAUCUCUCCCAUCUUCUUGGUCGUCUCAGAAUUCAACAAGAACUAUUCACAAGUCGAUCGAGUCUGGUCCAUCCUCCCGACCAUCUAUAACCUCCACUAUGCCAUCUAUGCACACUUGGCUGGAAUUGACGCCACUAGGAUUGGCCUUGUGGCUGGGAUCAGCGCAAUAUGGAGUACGAGAUUGACGUACAACUACUAUCGCAAAGGAGGCUACUCGAUCGGUAGCGAGGACUAUCGUUGGGCCAUUGUUAAGAAACAAGUCGGAUCUGGGCUCUUUUUCCUCUUCAAUGUUGCUUUCAUCUCGCUCGGACAAUCACUUCUGUUGGCCACUGUUACUACCCCGACCUAUGUGCUGCUCCUUGCCUCGAGACUUGCGACGUAUAGUUCCGAGGUGCCAGGUCUGGGCCUCGAAGAUAUGGUUGCAGCUAGCAUCAUGCUGAGUGCAAUUGCGGUAUCUUUCAUCGCCGAUCAACAACAAUGGGACUUUCAGACAGCCAAGUCCAAUUAUCGAAGUAAUGCAAAAGUUCCUGCUGGUUACGAUCAAGAAGAUUUGGAUCGCGGCUUUCUCACAAAGGGACUGUUUGCAUAUUCCCGACACCCGAAUUUUGCUGCGGAACAGACUGUGUGGGUCAGCCUCUACAUUUGGUCCUGUCUCGUGACGCGAACAUGGCAUAACUGGACCGGCAUUGGUGCAUUGUCAUACUUGUCGCUCUUCCAGGCCAGUACAUGGCUUACGGAACUGCUCUCUGCACAAAAGUAUCCGGAGUACAAAGUCUAUCAGCAGAGGGUAGGGAAGUUUCUACCCUCUCCAACCUCAGCUGGUUCGGUUUUCCCAAAGAAACAGAUCAAAGAUGUUGGUAACGCUCAAACCAAGCAUAUUGAGGCCGUUAAGGCUAGGGAAAGAUAUGAUCUGAGGUGAAAUACACACAUCAUCCGUGCGGGUUAGUCGUUUGAAUCCCUGAGCAAUAUGUUUUAUUCAACACCCUUGGGCUGUGUCGUCGAUCACUGUUUGUUGGUUGACUAAGAAGUCUCGGCUCGAAACGAGGCCCAAACUACUGUACGUACUAAAGGGCGUAGAUCUCCAAGCGCUGAUAUGUAUGAUUCCUGAUAAGACGUAGCGUUAUGCAUGGAAUGGUUUUGCCCUCCGGUAUCA